Messenger RNA from Blastomyces gilchristii SLH14081, 3036 nucleotides. RefSeq names its product dipeptidyl-peptidase III. NCBI's taxonomy places the organism in Eukaryota, Fungi, Ascomycota, Eurotiomycetes, Onygenales, Ajellomycetaceae. Gene Ontology annotation, cellular component: cytoplasm. The transcript is spliced from 5 exons. Gene Ontology annotation, molecular function: dipeptidyl-peptidase activity; metalloexopeptidase activity. Gene Ontology annotation, biological process: proteolysis. Bases 252 to 2576 code for a protein of 774 amino acids. The record is from RefSeq and is a predicted model, not a curated record.
UUAACUUAUAACUAGUAGUAGUUAUUGCUCCCGCAUCCGGUGCUGCUUGUUAACUAAAUACCAUACCACUAGUUAACUUAUUAUACUCCGGGCUGUCAGCCACAUUAUUGCCAUGUCAACUCGCUGCUGCUAGUUAAUCCUUGGGUUUACAAUUGAAUUUUGGCCUUUGAAUUCUUACCGUGAAGUUAGUUAAAUACCAUACCCCUCCCUCCCUCCGGCACCAAAUCCCCCUCGGCGGCUGAGUUGCUUCCAUGACCCCUCUUCGACGCUUGUCCUCCAAAGGUUCAAGCAACACCAUUGUCCGCUUCUCUUCUACCAGCCGUCUUCUUCAACUUCGACAUCAAUUCCCCAUUUCACAGAAAUACAGUAGAUUUGCAUCUUCUACCAGUUCUGCUGCGGUUGCGACGCGAUUGAAACCGACAACAGAAGUAUACAACGAGACCCCCCCAUCAAUCAUGGACGUGACGGCUAAGCAGCAGUAUCUCGCCGACUCCCCGCCCACCGUGGUCAGGCUAGAGAUCAAACCUCAUUUCGAGGCGCUAGACGACAAGCAGAAACGAUAUGCUCAUUUCAUCAGUAGAGCUGCCUUCCAAGGAACUCGGAUCACGCUACGCCAAGUCUCCCCGGAGUCCGAACCCAUCUACGAUCUGAUCAUCUCCCUCUACCGUGCUUGCAAUGGCGAUUGGAACUCCCUGGCCCAGAAGACCGGUGUGAGCGCAGAAAAUCUACGCUUCUUCCUGGAAUACGCGACCCAGUUCUUAGGCAAUUGCGGAUCGUACAAGGGAUUCGGAGAUUCCAAAUUUAUUCCUAGAAUACCUGCUGACGCCCUGGAAGCGCUCGCCUCCGUUACUCCAGAAACAAAAGCAGCAUGGGAGAAAGCGACAAAGUCUGGUGGAGGGAUAUAUGAGACCGCCACUACCGAUCUGAUGCAUCUCGGUUAUCCAGAAAACGGACACAUGUCGACCUAUUACCCCGACUCCCCAAACAUCACGACCGAAGAGAUCUCUCUGAUAGCUUCCUUUUUGGAAGAUAAAAAGUUAUUACCGGAGAACACAAGGUUGCGCAAAACCCAGUCUGGAGACUUCGAGUUGCUGAUUGCAUCUGCAGAAAAGUCACCGGCAGGCAGCGAUCGAGAUGUUGGUGAUGUUCAUAAGUGGGAACUCGAAGGCAAAUUGCAAGGCAAAACUCUUCACCUUGUCUUUGGUGACCAUUCUGAGGAGAUGGCGAAAAUUGCAGAGAGUGUCAAGCAGGCUGGGUUGAAUGCUGCAAAUGACAUACAGAAGAGAAUGCAUCAGCAAUACGUGAAGUCCUUCACUACCGGAUCCCUGGAAGCAUUCAAGGAAAGUCAGAGGGAAUGGAUUAAGGAUGUGGGACCAGUGGUCGAGUCAGAUCUUGGAUUUGUGGAAACAUAUAGAGACCCUCAUGGUGUCCGUGGAGAAUGGGAGGGUUUUGCUGCGAUGGUCAAUCAAGAGCGGACUAAGGCGUUCGGGAAACUUGUUGAGAAUGCGGAGUCCAUGAUCCCAAAACUUCCUUGGGGCAAAGACUUCGAAAAGGAUAAAUUCUUGUCGCCUGAUUUUACUUCAUUAGAAGUUCUCUCCUUCGCGGGUAGCGGAAUACCUGCUGGCAUCAACAUCCCGAACUACGAUGAUAUCAGACAAAACCUUGGGUACAAGAAUGUGUCCCUAGGCAACGUUUUAAGUGCCAAAGCGCCCAAUGAGCCGGUACCCUUUAUAAGGGAGCAGGAUCUUCAGUUAUUCCGAGACUACCGGGAUCCCGCGUUUGAGGUCCAGGUCGGAAUUCAUGAAUUACUGGGCCAUGGAACCGGCAAAUUACUUCAAGAGACAGCUCCUGGCGAGUAUAACUUCGAUAUCUCCAACCCACCAAUCAGCCCUAUAACACAAAAACCCAUAACGACCUGGUACAAACCAGGACAAACCUGGAGCUCAGUCUUUGGGGCUAUCGCCUCAUCGUACGAAGAAUGCCGCGCCGAAUGUGUGGCUAUGGUUCUUGGCUGUGACUUCAAAAUAUUAGAGCUGUUUGGCUUUGGCAACGGAGAGGAAGAUAUAAACGGUGAGGCUGGGAAUGUUCUAUAUGCCAGCUACCUACAGAUGGCCAGAGCUGGUGUAGUGGCGCUUGAAUUCUGGGACCCCAAGAGCUCGAAGUGGGGACAAGCUCACAUGCAGGCACGAUACAGCAUUUUGCGCACCUUCCUCGAUGCUGGUGGUGAUUUUGUGAAAUUGGUGCAUACCAAGGAUGACCUUUCCGAUCUUGAGAUUCACCUUGACAGGUCCAAGAUCUUGAGCCAUGGUCGACCAGCAGUAGCGAAGUAUCUACAAAAACUCCACAUUUACAAAUCAACGGCAGAUGUCGAAGCCGGAAAAGCGCUGUACGACGAGAUUACGAAUGUUGAUGAGUGGUGGGGAUCACAAGUGCGACCGGUUGUUCUGCAGAAGAAGAUCCCGCGCAAAGUGUUUGUGCAAGCCAAUACUGUCCUAGAGGGCGAUAAGGUGGUGUUGAAGGAGUAUGAACCAACCUUGGAGGGUAUGAUUCAAAGCUAUGCUGAGCGAGAAGUAUGAAGCCAAGGAUGGAAUUGAUGAACGCAUCCGUCGACUUGCUCCCUUCUGCAAUGGGCCCUUAUUGUUAUUCUCAUUAUCGUUGUCUAGUUUCACAUAUUCAUGCAACUCUACGACCCCCACGAUAACGUGGCAGCUAUAACCGAAAUGCAGAAGGCGAAACAACAUCAGUAUUGACAGCAAAAGAAGGGGAUAGAAUAGAACGAACAGAAUAUCGUACAGCUAGUGGCAUCACAUUAUUAGUCCCAGGCCCAAAAAGAAUAAAAGUAAAAUACUCAAUUUUGCGAACAGAAAUAUCACAGCCACCUAAGCGAUCAUUGAACGAGGAUAAAGCCUGCUAUUAAUCCUGUUUAUUGUCCGGGCCAAGCAAGGUUUCUUGUAAGUAGUUGGCCAGCGCUCAAUACCAAGAGGGAUCAAUAAACAAACAACUUUCCCCCCCUCUGCUUGCUAGCCCAGCCCUGCC